Schistocerca gregaria is the source of this 936-nucleotide messenger RNA. Its product is annotated as interleukin enhancer-binding factor 3-like. The record is from RefSeq and is a predicted model, not a curated record. The transcript has 4 exons. The coding region runs from base 1 to 828 and encodes 275 amino acids. NCBI's taxonomy places the organism in Eukaryota, Metazoa, Arthropoda, Insecta, Orthoptera, Acrididae.
AUGUCGUACGAUACAAAACGGCGGCUGACAGGUCAGGGAAUGGCAACAGCAGCUGCCUCCAUCAUCAUCCCAGCAGUUGCAGCAGCAGUUCCUGCUAACAUCCCACCAGUUACAGCAAGAGGUUCUGCCACAAACUGCACCACCAAAUUGACAGCCACCACCACUUCAACCACCUACCUUAACAACUGGCAUCUCAGCAGCAACCGCCACAGAAAACAGAAUGCAAGACUGAGGAAGCUGUUGCACCCAAAGAAUGCCAUGAUUAUUCUGCGUGAACUGAAACCUGGAAUAAACUUUACAUUUCAGGAUCAUACAAAUGCUGUAACACAAACUAGGUUUGUUGUUAGUGCUGAGGUGGAUGGGAAGGUGUAUGUAGGUGAAGGUUUAUCCAAAUCAAUAGCUAAGCAAAAUGCUGCUGAAAAAGCUCUAAAAGACUUACUCUUGGAAAGAAUGUCUAAUGCAGCAGUGACAACACAGAAACGGGAUAAUGCAGAGGUUGUUGAACCCAUGCAGCAGGAAUUAAACAAUGCAGCUGGCAGUGGUGUUUCUGAUGAUGGAAGUAUCGCUGAAAGUGCACAAGCAUUGGGAAAGCCACCAAUCCCAGAGGAUGAUGUGCCAUGGGGAAGUGUGAUUUCAUUUGCCCUGUACAAGUUAUUUGCUGAAUGGCAGAGUCAAGGUACACAUCUACCUCUUCCUUUUUGUAAACAGAAACCAGUUUUGCCACCUCCAGCAAGGGUGGAUGCAGUGGCCACAGCUGGACAGGUAUAUUACACACAACACUACCUAGUACACAGUCCACUCCUUUCUUCCUUUUCAGCUUUAUCAUAGAAGUUUGCUGAUCUGCUGUGAGUAAUGAAUUGCCAGACAUUUUGUAAAUCUGAUGUUUGAAAAACAUUUUCCAGUGCCUGUGUAUAAUUUUAAUGUCAGUUACAGCCC